This is a messenger RNA of Ustilago hordei, 993 nucleotides long. Its product is annotated as related to TPT1 - tRNA 2`-phosphotransferase. The transcript has a single exon. The record is from RefSeq and is a predicted model, not a curated record. Gene Ontology annotation, molecular function: tRNA 2'-phosphotransferase activity. The coding region runs from base 1 to 993 and encodes 330 amino acids. NCBI's taxonomy places the organism in Eukaryota, Fungi, Basidiomycota, Ustilaginomycetes, Ustilaginales, Ustilaginaceae. Gene Ontology annotation, biological process: tRNA splicing, via endonucleolytic cleavage and ligation.
AUGACCGAUUCGCAACAACCACAGGAAGCUACCUCUGCAACGCUCAACGGAGGCGGAGGGAAAGGAGGCGGAGGGAAAGGAGGCAGUGCUGCCCCACCAGAGCUGAAUCUGGAACGAAAAGCAAGGAAAGAAGCGCAAAAAGCACUAAAAGCUCAACAAGCGGCUCUUAAAUCCUCCUCUUGCUCCUCUUGUUGCGCACCCAAACCAUCCUCAUCAAAAAGUAGCGACAAGUCAGGCGGAAAGGGUCAAUCUCCAAGCGAACAACUCUCUCGAGCACUAGCAUACAUCUUACGCCAUGGAGCCGAAAAAGAAGGCCUAACCAUUCGCCCUGAUGGAUAUAUUUCCCUGCGAGACCUAUUGGAUCGACCACGAGUAAAGAGUGUCAACAUGGCCUCCGAAGAGGGAAGCGGCGGCGGGAAGAGAAAACCAGAGCUAGAAGACGUUCAAGCAGUGGUAGAAAGCAACGAUAAGAAAAGGUUCGAGUUGGCGCAAGAGGGCCAAGAAUGGUUGGUUAGGGCUGUUCAAGGACACUCGCUAAAAUCUGUCUCGGAACUCAGUAACACUGCGGUUACUCUUUCGAACUACCGAUCUAUCCUGUCUACUACCACUGGCGAUGAGGAUCAAGAGCUCCUCUCAGAGCUGGAUGCAAAGCUAAACAUUACCCAAGACGAGCGGCAAAGAGUCGAGCUUAUCCACGGAACCAAUGCGGCGGCAUGGGAAGAAAUCCUCGCUUCGGGCGGACUGAAAGUGAUGAGACGAAACCAUAUCCAUCUAGCAAAAGGAAAGUUUGGCGAAAAGGGAGUGAUAUCCGGUAUGAGGAAGAAUGCAAGUCGGUUGGUUUUUGUCGAUGUCAAGAAGGCCUUGGAGGAUGGGGUUCAGUUUGAGGUCAGUAGAAACGGGGUAGUGCUGACCGCGGGCAAAGAGGGGGUUUUGGGCAACCAGUAUUUUAUCAGGGUGGAGGAUGGCAAGGGGAAUCUUGUUUGGCAGCCGUAG